Messenger RNA from Oppiella nova, 654 nucleotides. The record is from the annotation of a GenBank genome assembly. NCBI's taxonomy places the organism in Eukaryota, Metazoa, Arthropoda, Arachnida, Sarcoptiformes, Oppiidae.
UACCAUAAAUGGAUCCAAAGCUUCAAACGACAGUCCGAUGUCCACGUGUUGGAGAUGUUAGUGAAGCAUCGGAUGCCCAGUGAUGUGCCCUCACAGCUGGACAAACAGAUACCACUCUGUGAUGAACCCAUGAAAGCCAUGAAUGAGUGUCGGAUCAGCUCUUUGCGUGCCAAAGUGAUACACGUGGAGACGCCAACCCUGAUGUACAUUCACCUCAAGAGUAGGGAUCAGUCGUAUCGGGAACUGAGACAAGGAUUGCGUUUCUAUGACGGAGAUGAUCACCAAAAUAGGGACUACAUGUUGCCCAAAGAGUUGGCUCUGAAGGGCUACCUGUGCGCUGUCCGCAACCCAUUGGAUUGGGACAACUGGCACAGAGCUAGGAUUAUACACGUAUUGGACAAUUCCGUCACUUUGUUUGCCAUCGAUUUUGGCAAUUUUAUCACUGAAACCAUCGGUGAGUUACGGCUAUUGAGGGCUGAGUUCUUCUCAUAUCCCAUACAAGCCAUCAAAGUAUCUCUCAGUGGUAUCGCGCCGUUCGCUAUGAAGUGGUCGGACGGGGCCAUUGACUUCAUGAAGAAGUUUGUCCGCAAAUAUAAGUCUGAAUACAACUUGGGCUGUGUUUUCAUCGACCAAUUGCCUGAUGACUACUACUCU